AUGAGAGAUCCCCGCGCCUCCAAGCGGAGACGAGUCUCCGAAGAACCCGCUCAAGACGAUGAUGGAGAUGUUGCCAUGAACAGUGGCACUGAUGACGAUGCCUCCGUGCCUUCAUCCCCCGCCGCCGAAGAACCAGACUCCGAAGAAGACCAAGAAUACCAAGGGCCACAAUCAAGGCCAGCCCGACGACUAUCAACUCGCAGAAAAAGUAUACAGGUUCCUAAGGGACUAGGCCUAGAGGAAGACCCGAAGGACGAGCCAAGUGUUGUUGAGACGCCGAGAAGCACCAGGACUAGCGGACGACAGCGAAAAGCGCCUCAGCGAUAUGAAGGGACACCAACUUCUACCCGAAAAGCAGCCGCCACGCCUCGGAGCACUCGAGGAGCAAGGAGUACCCAGAAAAGCGCCCAGAAGCCGAAACAAGACUCCCCGGAGGAUGUGGAUAUGGAUAUGGAUGUCGACGACCAGUCACCCAAGCCUACUCCACUCGCAAGGACUAGAUCGAGACGGAGUACCGCCAAACCUAGAUCAUAUGCGAAUGAUAAUGUCGAGGAGGUCAGCAAGGAUAAAUCACCUGAGCCUGAGACUUACAAUGAUGGGCUCGAUGAUCUUGUUGCGUUACAACUUCAGCAAGACCUACACCAUGGCCAGACAGAAGCGGAGGAGAGCGUGGAGAUGAUGGAGCCCCUUCCCGAGUAUGUGGAAGCUUUGCAGAACCUCUGCAAUGGAGGGCUUCACAAGGAAACUCAGAUUCUCACCACAUUCCUCCUUGAAAAGCUUGCUGGGAAACGGCAGAUUCCGCUCAAGGGACUCGAGAACGAGUACAGUAAAGUCAAUCAUUUAGUUGAACAGACUGUGACUGUUGGUGAAGGUAACUCGAUGCUACUUCUUGGAUCACGCGGUUCUGGAAAGACAGCGAUAAUUGAGACGAUUAUCUCGUCUCUUGCAAAGAACCAUGGGAAGGACUUCCAUGUUGUUCGCCUGAACGGCUUUUUGCACACCGAUGACCGCUUGGCCCUUCGAGAGAUGUGGCGUCAACUUGGUCGCGAGACUAACACAGAGGAUGAUACCCUCAGAAUCAACUCCUACGCGGAUACAAUGGCAACACUCCUGGCUUUGCUGUCUCAUCCCGAAGAACUAUUUGGUGCCUCCGGCAAUAAAGAUGGUGUGACUGCAGCCAAGUCUAUCAUCAUUCUGUUAGAUGAGUUUGACUUGUUCGUCACUCAUCCUCGACAGACUUUGUUGUACAAUUUGUUCGAUAUCGCUCAGGCCCGCAAGGCGCCAAUUGCAGUGAUUGGACUCACUACCAAAGUGGACGUGACUGAGAUGCUAGAGAAGCGAGUCAAGAGUCGAUUCAGCCAUCGAUAUGUAUAUGUUCCUCUGCCCCGAACAUAUGAAAUAUUCUCAGAUGUCUGUAUGGCAAGUCUCGAUCUCGACGAGAAAGAGAUGUUGCAAAUUGCAGACACGCUCAGCCCGGAGCAUGGCGCUAGUCUGGAAACAGCAGGAUGGAAAACACUACGUGAAGGUUGGAAGACAUACUUGAAGAACUUAUGCGAUGACAAGGACUUCCAGUUCCAUCUCAAGCGAAUUUUCAACCAAACAAAGUCAGUCAAGGAAUUUUUGACGAGUGCACUCCUCCCAAUCGGUGAACUCAAUCUCAGCACCCAAGGAGCAGACAAGCCAACAAUUCAAAUUCCAACCCCAAAGAGCUUCGUCUCGCAAUCUCUUUCUUGCCCGGAUCCUGCACUACUCCCAUUCUCGACUUCCAACGGCUCCGCCUCAAGUCCAUCUUCACUACCAUUGGCUCUGCUUCUAGCCGCAACUCGCCUAGCUGCUCUAUUUGACCCAGGACACGAUACUAUCCAAGCUCAAAGCAUAGCACCACUUGCACUUUCCUUCCCUGCUGCGUAUGCUGAAUACGUGCGACUUCUCACAUCUGCCAAAACAUCUGCUUCGGUUUCUGGUGCUGCUGCUACUCCUGGUCGUGUCUGGGGUCGUGACGUGGCACGCGAGUCUUGGGAGAAGCUGGUUAGUUGGGGUCUUGUUACUCCUGUAGGUGCAGGAAAUAGCACAGCCGACGGACAGAUGUUCCGUGUGGAAAUCAGUUUUGAAGAGGUGGUUGAGAUGGCUGGUUCGAGUAGUUCGCUUGGACAAUGGUGGAGAGAUGGUUAA
Penicillium malachiteum is the source of this 2172-nucleotide messenger RNA. Its product is annotated as origin recognition complex subunit 4. Lineage: Eukaryota; Fungi; Ascomycota; Eurotiomycetes; Eurotiales; Aspergillaceae. The record is from RefSeq and is a predicted model, not a curated record. The transcript has 2 exons. Gene Ontology annotation, biological process: DNA replication initiation; DNA replication. Gene Ontology annotation, cellular component: nucleus; nuclear origin of replication recognition complex. Bases 1 to 2172 code for a protein of 723 amino acids. Gene Ontology annotation, molecular function: ATP hydrolysis activity; DNA replication origin binding.